UCUUGAACCGUCAGAGCCGCCAAUUACAAGCUGCUCCUUCCCACGUGGCGGGCUUGGGCCGCUGCACAUUAUUUAUCCACCACGGUUACCAAUCACCAGCAGUCGCCUCUAAAUUUCCUCGCGUCUCCGUUUCUAGCUCGGCCGACGUCGGCUUGUCGCAAUUCGUCGGUUCUCAUUUGGGCUCUAAACCCCUCCUUGCGGUUCCUCCUCUUAUACACCACACCCGCUAAACGAGGCCGCCAGGUGUCAAGAAAACGACCAACGAAGCUGCCCACAGACGCGUUAACUUCUUUGUACUGGCAGCACAUUUUGGCCGCUGAGUGAAACACUUAGCUAAACAUGGCGUCGCUUGAAGUGCUGGCGUACACGUUCGGCGUGCUGGCCGUGGUGCUGUUCGGCGCGGGCGCGUGCGCGUUCGCGAUCUACCGCGAGGUGAAGCAGGGCGGCCCCGACACGCCCGACUUCUUCCUCACGGCGCGAAAGUCGGUCCCCAUGCUCACCAUCGCGUGGUCGUUCUACGCGGGCGCGAUGGGGUCGUGGGCGCUGUUCGGGCCGCCGAGCUACUGCACGUACGCGGGCACGCUGGGGAUGAUAAUGUACUCGAUAUCAGCAGGCCUGCCUAUCAUCAUAGUGGCCUACUUCGGUGACGUCAUCCACCGCCUCGUGCCGUCCGUCGUCUCCAUGGCGGACUACGUGCGCCGCCGCUUCGGCCUCGGCGUGUCGCUCUACGUGGCGGCGCUGAUGCUGUUCAACAUGGGCGUGGCCAUCACAGCGGAGUACACCGCAGUGGGCAGCCUGUUCGCCGACAUCAUCGGCACCAAGAGCCUGCCCAUCAUCCUCGUUAUAGGGCUCGUCUCGCUGCUCUACACCGCCAUUGGGGGGCUCUACGUGUCCAUUAUCACGGACCAGUGGCAGGCGGGCAUCUCAGUGGUGUUCGUGCUCACGCUCUUCAUCUUCGUCUGUGCCACCUUCGACGCGCCGCUCAGCCCACUGCCGUCGGAGCCGGUGGAUCUGUCGUGGAGCAACAAGUACGGGCUGGCUUCUAUUGCCGUCAUGCCCAUCUCGCUCAUCUCCUCCACGCUCUUCAGCGAGGCCAUGUGGCAACGGUGCUGGGCAUCGGCGAGCCGGAAGGCGCUGCUGGGAGGAGCAGCGCUGGCAUCUGUGGCAGUCACCAUCGUCGUCUUCCUCUUUGGCUUCGGAGGCCUACUUGCGGUGUGGGGCGGCGUGUGGCAGCCCAACGAGGACUUCACCAACACCAACACGGUGCUUUUCUCGCUCUUCAACAACACCACGUGGAUCCUGGUCAUCGCCACCGUCCUCGCCGUCGUCAUGUCGGAAUCCGCCGUCGAUUCCCUCCAAAACGCCAUCGCCGACACGCUCUCCACCGCCCUCAUCGCCAUCACCAACUCGCUCCUCACGCUCGUCCACGGCCCAGUCAAGGGCCCCGUGCUGCAGACCGUGUUCAUGGGCGCGUACGAGCAGUACGGCAUCUGGGGCAUCCGCUGCAUCGUCCUCCUGUUCAACAUCCCCCCGCUGGUCGUGGCCCUCAAGGGCUACAACGUGCUGCAGCUCUUCCUGCUCGCCAACCUCCUCACCACCACCUCAGUCAUUCCGGUGCUUUCGGGGGUCAUCCCGGGGAAGUGGACCCGGAAAGCCAUCACCCCCUUCUCGGUCUCCCUGGGGUGCCUGUUGGGGCUCGCUUCGCUCUUCAUCUGGACGCAGAUUCGCGUCAACCAGACCGGCAUGACGUACUGCGACGCGCUCUACGACGUGUUUCUCAACGCGUACGACUAUCCGCCGUUCCUCAUGGCGCUCGCGUUUUCGAUGGUCGGGAUGGUGGUGGGAGCGGGGUUGGAGGCGGUGGUGAGGAUGGGGAUGAGGUGGGAGUACCCGGAGUACGACCUGGGGGCGCCAGAGGAGAUGGAGGCAUUGCAGGAAGCGGUAGGGAUGGAGGGGGGGGGGAGAAGGGCGAGGCGCUGGCGUUGGGGAUGGUUGAGUAGGCAGGGCUAUGGUGUUGUUGAACUAUUGAUUGAUGUGUUUUUACUCAGGCAGUGUAGCAGUUUAGGAGCCUCUAGGGGGCGGGACCGGUGUAACCUGGCAAUAAAUCCGUGUCUUACGGAACUGGUCUGGUCUGGUCUGGUCUGGUACGGUAUUAGAAAGCCAUUGGGGAGGGAGGGAGGAGCAUGUGGAUGGAAACAGCUGUGGAAGUGGAAGCACAGCCUGGGUUAUGGAGCUAACGCGCAAUGCACUGGGCAUUGAGAACUGGCUCAGGCACUGGAGCUGGCAGG
Closterium sp. NIES-67 is the source of this 2288-nucleotide messenger RNA. NCBI's taxonomy places the organism in Eukaryota, Viridiplantae, Streptophyta, Zygnematophyceae, Desmidiales, Closteriaceae. The record is from the annotation of a GenBank genome assembly.